CUCACUCUUAGUAUCACCACCAAGUAUAAUUGUUUUGUAUUUUUUCUUUUUCUUCUCUUUUUUUUGACAAUUUAAAACGUUUUACUGAUUGUUUUAGAAUAAAUGUUUGUUCAUGGAUAUCGUCAUAAAAACCGAAGCGUGGGAUGAAGUUUUAAGUAAUUGCUGCAUGUGGAGCUCAAAAGACACACCAACAAAUAUGGAGGAAAUCCUCAGCGACACGAUAACACCACAAGAGCUGGAGAAAUUUGAGAAAGUUUAUAUGAAAGAACUCCAUGAAAAGAAAUGUGUGACAGCAAAAACCCAAUUUGAAUAUGCCUGGUGCUUGAUUAGAAGUAAAUACGGCGCUGAUAUAAAUAAUGGAAUUAAAAUUUUUGAGGGACUUUGCAAGGACAAUCCUGAUGAUAAACGCGAUUAUAUUUACUAUUUGGCUAUUGCUUACUGUCGUAUUAAAGAUUUACCAACAUCGCAAAAUUAUGUCAAAGCCUUCCUCGAAAUCGAACCAAAUAAUCAGCAAGUACUUUUACUUGAUGAAUAUAUUGAAAAAGAAAUGAGCAAGGAAUUCAAGAAAGAUGCAGCCAUAGCUGGAGGCGCUUUGCUAGUUUUUGGUGGUUUGCUCGGCUUAGGCUUCGCUCUUGCAAAGAAGUAAAGUUAUCAAUCGAACAUAUGCUUUUAAUAGCUCAUAAGACAUUUUAUGUUGAAUUGUUUUACAAGUUCAGAUUAUUUUCCUUCUGCUUUUGUUAUCGCCUAUUUUCAAUGUUUAUUAAAUUUUCUCAAAUCAUCCUAAAUUAACCACACAUCAUACACAUUUGCUUCAUAUUUCUGGACAUGUGUUUUUUUAAUGUUUAUUCAAUUAAAAUCAGAGAAUUCUUGCAUUACAGUAAGGGAUUUGUGAUAUGUUUUGAUGAGCUCAAAGCUUAUAAAACAUUCUGGAAGUUCUCGAUUUUAAACAUAAAAUUUGUACUUGAAUUAAUUGAAACAGUUUCUCCCUGCGAAAAAAACAUUUCCGCUUCUCAAUCGUAAAAUAAAUUGCUAUGCAGUAAUCUGUAAAUAUUUAAUAUAAAAAGAAGAAGAAAAAUUAUGUCGUAAGAGAAAUUCCCUAGGAAGUAAUAGAAAAUUAUUUUCAUCAUUUAUUUGAGAAAGAAAAAACCAAAAUUAAGAUAAAUAAAUUAUGAAUGAAAUUAAAGUUUAAAAAUUAAAGAAAAAUUUUUGUUUCUAUCAGUUAGAAUUUUAUCUGUUUAUUAAUUUAUG
This is a messenger RNA of Clunio marinus, 1248 nucleotides long. Lineage: Eukaryota; Metazoa; Arthropoda; Insecta; Diptera; Chironomidae. The record is from the annotation of a GenBank genome assembly.